Symbiodinium sp. CCMP2592 is the source of this 1917-nucleotide messenger RNA. Lineage: Eukaryota; Dinophyceae; Suessiales; Symbiodiniaceae. The record is from the annotation of a GenBank genome assembly.
AUGGCUGGCUGCAAGAAGCAGAGGCUUGGUUCCUGGGACCCUUUUCCUGACCUUUCUGCGGCCGCAUGCGAGUUGAGGGCUGCUACGACAAUCUCCAAACUCGAACCAUGCGCGGGGGAAGAGCGUCAGAAGGACCUUGAAGCUUUCUAUGAGAGGUUGCAGAACCUGCAGAAUUCUUGCGAGGUGAAUAGCCCAUGGUACAAGCCCAUCCUCGUAAGUGUGGAAGGCAUUCUUGUUCAGGCUUUCGGCCAGGAUUCCGGGGACAUGUGCUGCCAGUCCACGGUGCGUGUGGCCUGCGCUCCGCCGGCCUCUUUGAGCAUCGUCAAAGGCAUCUUCGACCAGGUUGGAGGGGCAGCGGCAAAAGCGUUCGAUGUGGUAUCCAACUACAUGGUGGUGCAGGAGUGCAAGGACAUCUGCGCGGCCGAGUGUACGCCUCUCGUGUUCAUCAUCUACAACUUCUGUUCCUCCGUCUUCUCAUGCAGUCUUGGGGCAUCCGGCGACGGUGAGAGCAUGGUGUGGCCGCCAGGCUUGCCGAAGCCCAGACUGCAGCUCGUGGUGGUCCAGGAUGCUGAGGCAAGCUCCCCCAAGCUUGCGAAGGUGUCCAGGGCUUUGCAAAAGCUUGAUGUGGACCAAGUCAGUCUCAGGGUGAAUGGCCUCAGCGAGAGUGAAAUGCUCGACGUGGUCAUGGGCGAGAUCCAGAAGGCUAUGUUCCCUUCCACUGAGGACUUGGAGUCGUUGCUGGGUGCAGAUCCUCUUCGCUGUUUGGUGAACGUUGCCAGGAAGGAGGGGCUCUUGAGGGACGUCUCGGGGGACAAGAAGUGGCAGCUGGGGAGGAGGGGGAAGCAUGUUCCAUGGUCUUUCCAGCUCGCCACCCCAUCUUGUUCACCCGGUGGGCCCCCCUCAGUGCGGAACCUGGGGAUACACUCUGUCACGGAGACUGGAUUCAUUUUCUUCAGUUUGGGCAGUGCUGGUGGGGCAGCAGGCCAGGCAGGUGCGGAGGUCCCUGCUUCCAUGGUGCUGCUGCUUGGCAGCUAUCCCUUCCAACAGCAGUGGAGGGGUGAGGGUGUGGUUAGGAAGAUGAGAUGGGGAUCCCCAGCGCCACCUUUCAGCCUUGCCUGCGCGAUGGAAAGAUGCAGGGAGCUUUGGAAGCAGGGGCCUUCGCAGGGACGGAUGGCCUUGUCUGACCAAGAGGCGGUCUCGGGAACUCGAGCGGAUGAUACCCGAGAAGGGCCCUCCACAGCUUACAUCUUCAUCCCCCACAGGAUGGAAGUUCUCAUCGGGCAUCCGCCGGCCCCGGGAGGCACUCGGAGAUGCGAGUGGCAGCGCUGGGCCUCCAGGCGCUGGGAGGGCCCCAAGGCCGUGUUGCCCUUUUCCCCAAAGCCCGUGGUGGCAAGGGAGCAGCCAAUGAAGGGUCGAAAGGUUACAGUGGUCCUCAUGGGUCCGCACACGGCGGGGAAGUCGACGGUCAGAAAGUGCUUGGCGGAGAGACUCCAGUGGAGAUCUGACGAGGAGUUGGGUACUUCCUUGAGAGGAGAGGAGGAGGAGAAGGGCCGCUACCACAAGGCGUGGGACGAUACGAUUCAUCAAGCCGAAGUUGCCCGGGAUCAGGAGCGGAGGAGCACUGUGACCUCAAGGGUGGUGGAGACAUGGCACUUGGGGAAUCUUGCAUGGGCACUCACCCGACAUCCCGAGCAGCAAGAAGACUUGCUAAAGCGUGCGGUCGACGCCAUUGGACAAGAGAUAGAGACAGGGAUUGUACUCAUGGUGCUGCUGAAGAUCGACGCAGCAACGAUGGUGAGGCGGAGGGCCAUUUUCCAAACUUCCGCUUUGCGCUUCCAAGAUGAGGAGGCAGAUGCCGAGAAGCUCUCGAAGGCUACAGGGGAGAAGCUUGAGGAGCCAUUUAAUGUAGGAACCUGA